UUUCUAGGUCUAGAUCUAAAUAUAUCCUAACUAUUAUGACCGAUAGGCUAGUCUUAGAUCAAAAAUAUAAACAAACAUGGCUAGUAGAACACUUGGACGAUUAACUGUACGUGCAGUAAACUCUAAACGUCUGACUCCACAAAAAGCACCAUUGGUUCUGACAAAAAGUGCUGUUUCAAAAUUAAAACAGCUAAUGGCUGACAGACCUGAGAUGAGUGGUGUAUCAAUUGGUGUAAAAACUAAAGGCUGCAAUGGUUUAACAUAUACACUAGACUAUGCAGAGAAGAAAGGUGCUUUUGAUGAGGAGGUUGUACAGGAUGGUGUAAGAGUUUAUAUUGAUGCUAAAGCACAAUUAACACUACUUGGUAGUGAAAUGGAUUAUAUGGAGGACAAGUUAACUGCUGAGUUUGUUUUCAACAAUCCUAAUAUAAAAGGGACAUGUGGUUGCGGAGAAAGUUUUAAUGUAUGAAUAGUUAUUUAGGUCUAUAUAUGUUUAAUACCUUACAAAAAUAUACUUUUAAAUCAUAAUGAAUAAUUGGAAAUUGUCAUGAGAUUAUUUAUUAAUUUUUUUCCAAUUUGUUUAUUAUAUAUUGGUAGUGUAUUUUGUUUCAUAAAACAGUAUUUAUUAUAAAGAAUACUUAGUGUGUUACAGAGAGCUAGUUCUGGUAAAGUUUACUAUUAAGUAUACUUUUUUGUUAUAAAUAUUUACUGUAAAAUAUACUAAGAGUCAAUAACUUAGUUGACCUGACAUAUAUAAAGAAAUAAUAAUUUAUGUCAAUUAUAUUGGACCCAUUAAAAGUCAAUAUUGUCCAAUCUAAGUAGAGAUAAACCAAUUAUUGGAAUAGGAUACAUUUUUUUUUUUUUUUUUUUUUUAGAAAAUGUAUAAGAAAGUGCAAGUCAACUUUUGUUUUUUUAUUAUAUUGCAACACGCUGCUAGUAUUGGAAUCAAUUAUUGAUAGUAAAAAAAAAUAUCUACAUCUUUAAACAAAAAUUAUUUUUCUGUUAUCAAUUGAAAUAUGGCAAUAAUAGAAGACAUUGAUGUACUAAGCUUUUGAAAGAGUGUCAAAAGGUGUGUUGUUAAAGUUGCACUUGCCAAUUUAAAGCCCUUUAGUGUUUUUACUUUUAGCCAUGUAUUUACACUCCUCCACAAAGCAUUCAUUGCUGAGAAUAGAUAUCCUUUCAGUAAAAUAAUGUUAAUCAACCUUUGGAUACUGGUACCUAAUCUUACCUUGGAAGUUCUUACUCUUUACUUUGUUGCAGUGGUCUUAACUUUUUUUGUAGAUACCGGUAUCUAUAUCAAUAUCCUUGUUGUAUCUGUUACUUAUUCGCAUACAAUAAACCAGUAAGAAUAUA
This is a messenger RNA of Biomphalaria glabrata, 1353 nucleotides long. RefSeq names its product iron-sulfur cluster assembly 1 homolog, mitochondrial-like. Gene Ontology annotation, cellular component: cytoplasm; mitochondrion. The coding region runs from base 77 to 469 and encodes 130 amino acids. The transcript has 4 exons. Gene Ontology annotation, biological process: iron-sulfur cluster assembly. NCBI's taxonomy places the organism in Eukaryota, Metazoa, Mollusca, Gastropoda, Planorbidae. The record is from RefSeq and is a predicted model, not a curated record. Gene Ontology annotation, molecular function: 2 iron, 2 sulfur cluster binding.